Molecule: messenger RNA, 589 nt
Organism: Cucurbita maxima (winter squash)
Lineage: Eukaryota; Viridiplantae; Streptophyta; Magnoliopsida; Cucurbitales; Cucurbitaceae
Product: 2S sulfur-rich seed storage protein 2-like
Exons: 2
Coding region: 50-469 (139 amino acids)
Molecular function (GO): nutrient reservoir activity
Source: RefSeq, a predicted model, not a curated record
UCCCCCACCGCCCUCUUCACCACCAUAAUCUUCAUACUCAACGUUAACAAUGGCCAGACACCCAUUUUCCCUCCUCCUCCUCCUCUCCCUCUUCCUCCUCGCCGCCUCCGCCCUCCGCUUCCACGAUGACAACCAAAAUCCUUGGCUGCAGAGGUGCCGCCAACAGGUUAGGGGGGAGCGGCUCCGCCACUGCGAGCAGCUGCUGAUGAGGCCGCGCCGCGUCCGCCAGCUUUUAAUGGCUGAAGAAGAAGAAGAUGCAGUGGAGCACCUGGAGGAGUGCUGCCAGCAGCUACGGGGAAUGGACGACGCGUGCCGGUGCGAAGGGCUGCGGCAGAUCGUGCAGCGACGUAGACAGCAAGGGAGAAUGCAAGGGAUCGACGUUGGGCAAAUGCUGGAGAGAGCUACGAACUUGCCGUCAGUCUGUAGGCUCAGCCAACGCCGCUGCGAACUCCGCUCCUCCCGGUGGUAGAAUGGUAGAAUGAGAAAGAAAAUGAGAGCCCAUUGAGGUGAAAAACUGAAAAAUGGAGUAAUAAUCAAUAAAAUGUGACAGCUCCUCGUCUUAGUGGGAGAUGUGUACUACUGUUUAAAG